AUGGAGAAGCAUAAUGAUCCCAAUUUGAGGUUCAAUAAGCUUUCCCAGCAGGAGAUGGGUCUGGUCCAGCCUGUCCCUGUGCCAAGCACCCAGACCAGGGGACAGUGGUCCAGCAAGCUGGAGUUCCUCCUGGCUGUGGCCGGACAGAUCGUAGGCUUGGGGAAUGUAUGGAGGUUCCCAUAUCUGUGCUACAAAAAUGGAGGAGGGGUGUUCUUCAUCCCUUAUGUGCUCUUUCUGUUCACCUGUGGCAUUCCACUCUUUCUCCUGGAGACCUCCUUGGGCCAGUACACCACGCAGGGCAGCAUCACCUGCUGGAGGAAGAUCUGCCCCCUGUUUGAAGGACUGGGUUAUGGUAGUCAGGUGGUGGUUCUAUAUUCCAGCAUCUAUUACAUCAUCAUUCUAGCCUGGGCCUUCUUCUACCUCUUCUCCUCAUUCAGCUCUGAGCUCCCCUGGGCCAGUUGUAGAAACAGCUGGAACACAGCAACCUGCAUGGAGUUUGAUAGAAGAGUAGUGGGACAUCUAAAUUGGACAGUAGCAGGAAACGCAACGUCGCCAGUGAGAGAGUUCUGGGAGAGAAGAGUUUUGAAUCUCACAGACAGUCCAAACAAGCUAGGCAGUGUUCGCUGGGAGCUGGCUCUGUGUCUUCUACUGUCAUGGAUUCUCUGUUACUUCUGUGUUUGGAAAGGAGUGAAGUCUACUGGGAAGGUGGUCUACUUCACUGCCACCUUCCCCUAUCUGAUGCUGGUGGUGUUGCUGGUCCGUGGACUCACACUGCCGGGGGCAAUAGAUGGUAUCAAGUUCUACCUCUACCCAGACCCAGCCCGCCUCACGGACCCACAGGUGUGGAUGGAUGCUGGAACACAAAUCUUCUUUUCCUAUGCUAUCUGCCUCGGCUGUCUGACUGCUCUUGGCAGCUACAACAAAUAUGACAACAACUGUUACAAGGACUGUGUGUACCUGUGCCUGUUGAACAGUGGAACCAGCUUUGUGGCCGGUUUUGCGAUCUUCUCUGUUCUGGGCUUCAUGGCUUAUGAACAAGGGACAGACAUCUCAACGGUGGCCGAAUCAGGUCCUGGCCUGGCAUUCAUCGCCUACCCUCGUGCCGUGGCCAUGAUGCCAUUACCCCAGCUUUGGGCCAUCUUCUUCUUCAUCAUGAUAAUCCUACUGGGGUUAGACAGUGAGUUUGUAGGUCUGGAGGCUUUGGUGACAGCCAUCUCAGACAUGAAUCCCCCCUUCUUCCUGGUUGGCCAUCGGCGUAAAAUCCUCCUCCUCAUCAUCAGUGUGGGUAGCUUCUUCAUCGGCCUGGUCAUGGUCACAGAGGGAGGCCUGUAUAUCUUCCAGCUGUUUGAUUACUAUGCCUGCAGUGGGAUGACUCUGCUUCUCUUCGCUAUACUACAGUCAGUGUGUAUCAGCUGGGUUUAUGGUGCAGACCGUCUGUACAGUAAUAUAGAAGACAUGAUUGGUUAUCGACCAUUACCCGUCAUUAAGUACUGUUUGAAGUAUGUCACUCCAGUCAUCUGCACUGCUACAUUUGUCUUCUCCUUGAUAAAGUUUUCCCCACUGAAGUUCAACAACACCUUUCAGUAUCCUUGGUGGGGUUCCGCCGUUGGCUGGUGGUUCACUCUCUCCUCCACCCUCAUGGUUCCUCUAUGGAUGGUGUACAUCGUGAGCGUCACUCCUGGUACACUGCGACAGAGACUGUCCAUCCUCACCACACCGUCAAAGGAUCUCCCCAUGACCAAGGCCCAGAAGAUUUCCCUCCUGGCCAAGCAGUCAGAGCAGGACAGACCCCUGGGGGACAUGGAGAUACCAGCCUGGGGCCACAACCUCCUAGACAGAGACACUGGCCCCCUGUAGAGACACUGGCCCCCUCUCUCAGCCACCAUCCCUAUAGGACUAGAGAUAAGCAGGUCCAGC
Messenger RNA from Salvelinus namaycush (lake trout), 1917 nucleotides. Its product is annotated as sodium- and chloride-dependent GABA transporter 2-like. Gene Ontology annotation, biological process: sodium ion transmembrane transport. Gene Ontology annotation, cellular component: membrane. The transcript is spliced from 14 exons. The record is from RefSeq and is a predicted model, not a curated record. The coding region runs from base 1 to 1857 and encodes 618 amino acids. Lineage: Eukaryota; Metazoa; Chordata; Actinopteri; Salmoniformes; Salmonidae.